Messenger RNA from Lolium perenne, 2308 nucleotides. RefSeq names its product peroxidase 56. Lineage: Eukaryota; Viridiplantae; Streptophyta; Magnoliopsida; Poales; Poaceae. Gene Ontology annotation, biological process: hydrogen peroxide catabolic process; response to oxidative stress. The record is from RefSeq and is a predicted model, not a curated record. Gene Ontology annotation, molecular function: heme binding; peroxidase activity.
GGUAGUAUGGCGUAGAAUUAUUUCUCCGAAUUUUAUCCGAUCAUUGGUAUGAAGGUAAUUGAAGAACCAAGUAGGCCGCUCUGAAUUACCUCCUAGAAACCUGAGUGAAUCCCUCUAGUACUGGAGGGGCCUUAUUAGUAUGUCAAGUAGAUGCGAUAUAGUAUUUUUACUUGAUCUCAUGAGUAUGGAAGUAGUCUUAGACUCAUUGUCACAAGGGAUACUCGUACUAGUAAAAAUUUGGUCAACCUUCUCCCUAAACAAACUGCAUCAUAUAAGCCAAAGCAGAUCCUAAAUUACAGGCCAGACCAAUAACAAAGCAAUCAAACCCCAUGUGAUCCGCACCUGGGUCUCUCGUUGGGACGUAGAGUAAAUCCGAUCGCAUCCAUCAUAUAAUUCGAGUUCCAUGUACUUAACCUGACAGGCCUUUCUGCGCUAUGCUCGUCCAUUAACUAAAAAUAAAUUCUAACAACAGGUAAGCACAUACGUAAACAACGCAGGAUCUACAUCACUGCGGGGGUUAAGAUGAAUCCUCGGUAUAAGCUGCUGUCGGCAACUUAUCGGCGCGAUCUUACUUGUUGUCAACUUAGCAGUGCUGUCAGUCAUUAGCUUAUUAUAUUCCAUCACAUGCGUCGGGGUAGUAUAGCAACAUCUCUCGCUCCCUAAGAUCCCGGAAACCCAUGGCCGAUCACAUGGCAUCAUGCCAGGAAAAACGAUGACGCUCAUAAGUAACGUUCCCCUAGAUCUCGUAGACGGCAUCCACGCUCCCCGAGGCCACCGCCUUCAUAUACAACGCCUACGCCCUACGCUGGUCGCCCACUCGCUCGCUGCCUGAUUGCGCGCGUGAGGCUCGAAAAGGGGGAUACAUUAACAAGUCGUGGCAUUGUCAGUUUAGCUAGCUCCAACCCUUCUUCUGGUCAGCUAGAGCCGCCAUGGCAAUGUGGGUGUCUCUGCUUCCUCCUCCCAGGCUCCUGCUUCCUUUGCUGGUGCUGCUGCUGCCGGUGGUUGCUGCCGUCCAUGGUGGGCAUGGCCAUAGCAACCUCACAGUCGGGUUCUACAGGCACUCGUGCCCCGACGCCGAGGCCAUUGUCCGCGAGGUUGUCGCCGAGGCCGUGGAGGACGACCGGACCGUCACCGCGCCGUUGCUCAGGCUGCACUUCCACGAUUGCUUCGUCAGGGGUUGCGACGCAUCUGUGCUGCUCAACUCGACCAAGAACAACACGGCGGAGAAGGACGCCAAGCCCAACCACACUCUGGACGCGUUCGACGUCAUCGACGCCAUCAAGGAGAAGCUGGAGAAGAAGUGCCCCCGCACCGUCUCCUGCGCCGACAUCCUCGCCAUAGCCGCCAGAGACGCCGUCUCGCUGGCUACGAAAGUGGUGACCAAGGGAGAGUGGCGCAAGGACGGCAACCUGUACGAGGUGGAGACAGGCCGGCGAGACGGCCGCGAGUCCAGCGCCAAGGAGGCGGCGGUGCACUUGCCUGAUUCCUUUGAUGGAAUCCUCAAGCUCAUCACGAGGUUUAAGUCCAAGGGCCUCGGACUCAAGGAUCUGGCCGUUCUAUCAGGUGCCCACGCGCUGGGGAACUCGCACUGCCCAUCGAUGGAGAAGAGGCUGCGCAACUUCACGGCUCAGUACGACAUGGAUCCGACACUGGACACGGCGUACGCGGCGACGCUGAAGCAGCAGUGCACGAAGCCCGAGGACAACGAGACGGAGCUGGCGAUGGUGCCGGGGAGCUCGACGACGUUCGACGCCACCUACUAUCGCCUCGUCACGGAGAAAAAGGGCCUCUUCCACUCCGACGAGGCGCUGCUCAGCAACGGCGCCACCAGAAUGCUCGUGUACGGCUACAUGAGGUCGGAGAGGAGGUUCUUCAGCGACUUCGGGGUGUCCAUGCUGAACAUGGGCAGGGUUGAUGUGCUCACCGGCCGCGACGGGGAGAUCAGGAGGAGAUGCGCCGUUGUCAACUAAUAUAAGCUAGCUAGCCGGCUGAUCUACUGUGUGGUGUUCGAUCUUGCCAAUUUGAUGUACUAGUGUGGAACUGCUUUUGCAUGUUCUAUAGAUGUGUAGGAACCGAUGCUUUGACUUUGGAAUUCCGAGAUUUGGGUUGACAAUUGUAAUUGUAGUAAUGUUUAUGGAAUGUGAUAACAUGUUCCAUAACUUUUGGGUCAGCUGUCAUGCAAGCACCAAGCUUUUCUAGUAAAAUGGCAUAUGUUGAUCCACAGAAUGAAGAAAAAACAUGCUGAAACAUUCAAGCAAUGGUUGCAAUCACAAGUUUAGUAGUGUAUUUUUUUUUUUUUAGUUUCAAG